This is a messenger RNA of Macrosiphum euphorbiae (potato aphid), 489 nucleotides long. NCBI's taxonomy places the organism in Eukaryota, Metazoa, Arthropoda, Insecta, Hemiptera, Aphididae. The record is from the annotation of a GenBank genome assembly.
AUGAAGCUGAAAACCAUAUCGGAAACCGUAAACAAGGACGAACUGUUCAAAAAGGUGUGGAACCUUUCUGCAGAUCAUUGUAUGGAUGUUGUAUUAAUGAUGUUCUCACAUGCAGAAGGUACAACACUACUUGGCACACACAAGCUUGAACAAUUUAUUGUGACUACUGAACUUUGUCGUUUCACUUCGAUGAUGUUUAAUCGUCCACCGCUAUACCGUCCUGCUCUAGACUGCACAGUGGCCAAUGAUUUUGUUUCUACAGAAUUUGAACGUUAUAUUGAUCUGGUUGAAGACAAUGCUUAUGAAUUGUCAAGUGCUCCUAAUAGCGAGGUACUUGUUAUCAUUGCAAACAACGAAUGCCGCAAAUUUAUUUUUGCUUCACCACGUUUACGUCCUUAUAUCAUGUCCAAGGAAUGCAUCUCUGUCAUUGAAAGAUGCUUGGGCCAAGGCACUUUCUCUGCUGGUCAAGAAUCUGAUAUGGAUAAAUAG